GGAGUGAUCUGUGUUGUGUGUGCGUGUGUCGCCGUGUGGCAACAGUUGCCUUGGUUGUGUGCGCCAUAGCCACCGUAGUCACGGCGACUGUUUCCCGCCAACAACACCAACCACAAGGUUUCACCGAGGCUGUGUGAUGGCAACACAGCCCUUCGUGACAGACAUGGCGGCAAUCCAAGCGACAGCGGCCCCGGCCCCGUCAGCCCCCCAGGGGGGUCAGGAAGCGAGCACCAGUAUCAUCCAGGCCACCCCCCAGUCUCAACAGAGCCUACAGCAGCAGCAGUUUGUACAAGUCUCAACAGCGGGACACGUGAUUGUUGCAGGUGAUAAGUACCAGGAUGGACAGCUGCAGGAGGGCAGCGGGAGCGGCGGCGGAGGUGACACGGUCAUGCAGGCGUCGUCCCAGCCCCAGGCGGUCUACGCCGGACAUGUGCAGUACGUGGAAGCCAGCGAUCCAAGCACAGCCAAUAUCUAUGCCAAUGGAACUAUCCCAACCACCUAUACCUACAGCGACGCGCAGAUUUACACACAGGCGGGGCAGACUGCGUACUUCGACGCCGGCCAGACUACCACAGCAGGUAGGCAGCAGCUAGGUGUGGUCACCACCUUGACGUCAGGAGCCAUGGGGGUUCAGCCCGCGCAGGCGACAGUCAACCCCGCGCUCCUGGCCACGGGAGGGACGUACAUCAUACAGGGCAUGGAUCACAGUCACUUAGCCCGCGCACAUCCCGGCGCAUCGGGCCAUCCUGUCACAUACCCCACACGGGCUUCUCCUAUCACGCGGGAUUUGUGGGACUCCGUACAACAAAGACCGCUGAUACAAUGGUUGUUAGAGAACUAUGAAACGGCAGAAGGCGUGAGCCUGCCCCGCAGCACGCUGUACAACCACUAUCUGCGGCACUGUCAGGAACACAAACUCGACCCCGUCAACGCAGCGUCCUUCGGCAAGCUCAUUCGCUCUGUCUUUCUGGGGUUGAGAACGCGAAGACUAGGAACAAGGGGGAACUCCAAGUAUCAUUACUAUGGCAUCCGGAUCAAAGCCACCUCGCCGCUAAACAGACUACAGGAAGACCAGGGUCACAUGGCCAUGCGACAACAGCCCAUUAACCAGGGCAAGCGGUACAUGUUCAAACCGACAGUCCCGCGGCCCGAGGGUCUCGGGGACGGUGGGGCAGACCAGGCGGCCAGCGGGGCCGGCGACUCCAGCCAAUCACAGCAGCAGCAGCACCAGCAGUUCCUGGGCGACGCCUCCAGCGCCCUCCCCACCUUCCCGGACAUCAGCACGGCGUCGGAGCCCGUCCCCAGCGGAGUCACGGCCGACGACGUCAAGACUUUCCAGACUCUGUACAAGGAACACUGCGAGGCGAUCCUGGACGUGGUGGUGAACCUACAGUUUGCGCUGAUCGAGCAGGUCUGGAGAACGUUCUGGAGGAACCCGACGGAGAGCGGGGAGGGUCAGAACGACGCGGACAUGGAGAAGAGACUGACCAAAGACAAGCUGUUCAUCUUGUGCGACUACGAGCCGGUGUGCGCGUUCAUGCGCUCGUGCGACCACGUGUUCUACCAGUCACUAGUGGAGGUCCUCAUUCCUGAUGUUCUCAGGCCCAUUCCAAGUGCCCUUACUCAGGCCAUCCGGAACUUUGCCAAGUCCCUGGAAGGCUGGCUGUCAGCAGCCAUGACCAACAUUCCAAAGAAGAUGGUGAAGACCAAGCUUUCAGCAGUGAACGCGUUCUCUCAGACAUUACGGAGGUACACGUCGCUGAACCACCUGGCCCAAGCCGCGCGCGCCGUCCUGCAGAACACCUCACAGAUCAACCAGAUGCUUAGCGACUUGAACAGGGUGGACUUCGCACACGUACAGGAGCAAGCGUCGUGGGUGUGCCAGUGUGAUGACGCCGUGGUGCACAGGUUAGAGCAGGACUUCAAGAUGACCCUGCAGCAGCAGAACUCGCUGGAGGCCUGGGCGGUGUGGCUGGACAGCGUGGUCAACCAGGUCCUCAAGCCGUACGAGGGCAGCGACACCUUCCCCAAGGCAGCCCGCCAGUUCCUGCUCAAGUGGUCCUUCUACAGCUCUAUGGUGAUCCGUGACCUGACCCUGCGUAGCGCGGCCAGCUUCGGAUCCUUCCACCUGAUUCGCCUGUUGUACGACGAGUACAUGUUCUACCUCAUCGAGCACAGAGUCGCGGCCGCCACGGGAGAGACACCGAUCGCAGUCAUGGGUGAGUAUCUACACAUGGGUUCAGAGUUGGAUUGGGACGAGGGCAUGAGUGAGCAAGAGAGUAAACUCCUGGAGAUGAAGGAAGGUGAUGAGAUCGAAGAGGUUCCCCAGCCGGGCACGUCCUCCGACUCCGUUCCCGCGCCCAACGGCACCGACGAGCCCAGCAUCAAGAUCCAGAAGCUGAACUAGCUACACCCCCAGACGGCCCAGCGUAGAGACAGGACACUUUAGCUACUGUAGUGGUGCUGUCCCCGCCGGUUUUGAUAACAAGUUGUGCGGACCAUGCCCCUUCUUUACUUCCCCCCAGAGCAUGCUGCAAGUAUUUUGGUGCUUUUUUUCAGUCGCUAUCUACCGUAAUUCACGACUUUUUCUCGAUAUGUUUAUGUUCGCGGCUUUCACUUCAGUACCACAAACUUAUCAUUACCGUUAACAAUUCAUGGACUUUCUUUUUUCUGCACCUGCCACCACUGAAUAUAUAGUUCCACAAACAUAUUCAUUUUUCUCAGACCGUGAACGUUUGCAACCACGAAAAGUGAAUUACAGUAUUCCGCUUGUAGCACUAAGGUCAUAUGAUAGUAAUUCGUUCAUCUUCAUUCAAACUAAAUGCAAAUGUAAUGAUACUGUAUGUAAUUGUUUUUAAAUCCGACUCUUUGCUGCUCCCUGUCUAUACUACUUGUACAGCAUUCUUGUGACACAAAAAGUCACAACUUAAACAUUGUUGGAUUCUUCCUUUUGUUUCUACUAUUGGUAAUACUACUAUGGAAAACAUCGGAUGUAUUUGGCUUAGGUUUUUGGGGGAACAUUUUCUAGUUGGCGUCAUGAUUUGGGAGAAUUUUUAAUAUCCAAUUGUACAUUGCUGACAUAGGGAACAACACUAAUAUGAAUUUGUGUGUGGUAUUCAAAGUUCAAAUACAUUACUGUGUGUUGCUUGUGUUUAAAAACCAUUUUGGCAGUGUAAAGAAUUUUGUGUCUAUCAUAUCACUUAAGGACAAAGCUGUUACAAGCAGUGUGGACAAAAGCACAACUUUUCUACUGUUUAUAAAAUGUAUUCUAUAAAUAAAAUAAAAACUACAGCAACCACAGUAAAUGGGAACAAAUCUAAUCUGGCCAACAAUUUCUGAAGGCCAACAAUUUUUAUGAGUGAUUUAUUUAUUUCAGAAUGAAUACCUGUAAAUCUGGUUGAAAUUGAAUUGUGUGUAAAGAUUAGUGAAGUAGAGUUGUUGUUUUUUUUUUUCAUUUCUUUAGGUGGUUGUUAGUACUUAGAUUGUAUUGUUGUAGGACUGAAUGUAAGUAUUUGUAUACAGUGCACAGAUUUACUUGUGACGAGGGAAAUUAUUUUUCCCUUACUAUUUGUAAACAAGUGUUUUUAAUAUUCAUGUUUUUUGGUCUGUAUAUUGAAUAAUUCAAUGUGUAAUGCACAACCACAGAGGGGCCUUCAAUGUGGCGAUAUGCAAAACCAUUCAUGUUUUUGUGACUAAAAAAAUUUCUAGGAAUAUCUGUUUUUCCUUUGUUUGCUAGGAAAUAGCCUUUUUAGCAACAUGUAGAAGAACUUUUGUAGUUUUGUGUUUUUUUUGGUGCGACAUUAUAUUGUGUGUUUCCGUGUGUUACGCUUUAUGAAAUGUAUAGUUGACAGCUUUUGAUUUGUAUUCGUUUUGACAACAUUGUAUAAUUUAUUUGCAACUCCAGUGAAAAUUGUUGCUGUUUCAGCGGAAGUUUUGGAUGUUGUUUUGCAGGCUAGUCAAAAACUGCUGUUACGACACGAACAGUAUUUUCCAACGAAAAAAUGCCUUUCAUUUCGACGACUCUGCCAAAACAGACAUCGGUAGUGCUAGCAAGCAGUUUUCGUUUUGUCUGUGAUGCUUCAAAGUGUUGUCUCUGCAAAUGCGUGUCAUUAUAAUUAUGUGUUGAUUCACAACAAGUUACAUGGAGGAAGUAUAAAAUGGUGCACUGACCAAACCUUUCCCCACAACUCGGAACUAGAUGGCAAAACGUAGGGGAACAACUUAAACAUGUAGAUUACAGUGUAAGAGUAGCCAGAUAUCUACAAGUGAAGUUGUGGGAGAGGAUUUGGAAAGGGUGGUUGAAAGCUAUUUUUGCUACAAUCUUGACAGAAAAUCAGUAUGUUUGCACACCCAAGCAGUAAGGUUUUUUUGUAACUACAGCUCAAAGAGAGUGGAUUAAAAUAUCACAAACAGAACCC
This is a messenger RNA of Branchiostoma belcheri (Belcher's lancelet), 4418 nucleotides long. Its product is annotated as transcription factor RFX3-like. Gene Ontology annotation, biological process: regulation of transcription by RNA polymerase II. The transcript is spliced from 17 exons. Gene Ontology annotation, cellular component: nucleus. Gene Ontology annotation, molecular function: RNA polymerase II cis-regulatory region sequence-specific DNA binding; DNA-binding transcription factor activity, RNA polymerase II-specific. Lineage: Eukaryota; Metazoa; Chordata; Leptocardii; Amphioxiformes; Branchiostomatidae. The coding region runs from base 137 to 2407 and encodes 756 amino acids. The record is from RefSeq and is a predicted model, not a curated record.